Mauremys mutica (yellowpond turtle) is the source of this 1707-nucleotide messenger RNA. RefSeq names its product period circadian regulator 3 (gene PER3). Gene Ontology annotation, biological process: entrainment of circadian clock by photoperiod; circadian regulation of gene expression; negative regulation of transcription by RNA polymerase II. Lineage: Eukaryota; Metazoa; Chordata; Testudines; Geoemydidae. Gene Ontology annotation, cellular component: cytoplasm; nucleus. Gene Ontology annotation, molecular function: transcription corepressor binding; transcription cis-regulatory region binding. The record is from RefSeq and is a predicted model, not a curated record.
AUGGGAAAUGGUUCAUUUUUCCAAGCCAUGAAUGACUAUGGAGUAUUCCAGACAGACAUAACAACAUACAGCAUUGAGGAGCUGGUAGCAGUUACAUCUGAACGCACCCCAAAAAACACAGACACACUUGUGGCUAUGUUUUCCUUGCUUUCUGGGCAGAUGGUGCAUCUCUCUGAGCAAACAGCCUCCAUUCUGAAUUGUAAGAAGACAUUUCUGGACUCCUCCCAGUUUAUGGAGCUGCUGGCCCCUCAAGAUGUCAGUGUGUUCUAAACACACACUACCCAGUCCCACCUCCCACUCUGGAAUAUGGAAACUCAAGUGGCUUCUCUAUAUGAAUAUGCCCAAGUGAAAUCCUUUUUCUAAAGGAUCAGGGGAGGUAAAGACCAAGAACAAUAAAUGCUUUAUUAUACCUUCUGGAUCACCCCAUACUUGGUCCACGUGUGCAGCUCUGGCCAUGUGGCAGCAGAAUCAUCCUGCCUAACUUUGGCUGAGUAAAUUCACUCUGGAUAUGAAGGCAAAGCAGUCCCUUUGUUGGGUUACCUUCCUCAGGAUUGGAUUGGAACAUCCAUCUUGAUAUAUUUGCACCCAGAAGAUCACCCCCUUAUGGUUGCCAUUCAUCAGAAGAUCCUGAAGUUUGCAGGCCAGCCUCCAUUUGAGCAUUUGCCCAUCAUUUGGGGCAGCUUUGUGAACCCCUGGAGCAGGAAAGUCGUGUUCAUCAUUGGCCGGCACAAAGUCCAAACGAGCCUUCUGAAUGAAGAUGUUUUUGCUGCAAGAAGCAAAGAGACGAGCAGUGUCAAUAAAGAUUUGCAAGGACAAACGUACAAGCUUCUCCUGGAGCCAGUUCAUAGCAGUGAUUCUAGUGGUUAUGGAAGUCUUGGUAGCAAUGGGUCUUAUGAACAUUGCAUCAGCAUAGCGUCCUCUAGUGACUCCAGUGGGAAUUGUGCUGAGGAAAUACAGCAGAACUAGUAAAUGACAUUGCAGCAGGUCUAUGCCAAUGUGAACCGAAUAAAGAACGGUCAACAGCUGCAUACUAAGUCACAGAGCAAACUGCAUAACAGAAAGGAUCCAGUCGUAGAUACUGUACUGCAGGGAGGCAAGCAGAACACUGCUUCAUGUAUUCUCCAGGCACUGAGAAGUAACAUCACUGAAGGCCCAGAUAGUUCAUCCUGUGGUGAUUCAAGGAAGAUACAACAUGUUCUAUCCUACCAGCAGAUCAGCUGCGUGGACAGUAUCAUCAGGUGGUAAACUUGCUCUUGGAUUAUUUGGGGGAACAUUGAAAGGGGGAGCAAACCCCAGGAUGCCAGGCCAAAGAGUUACUUGUUUUCCUUCUCUCUUGUAGAAGGUGCCACUGUGGAGUGUGAACAAAUUGAGCUGCCUCCUCUGAAUGCUCAGAGUCCCACUGUGGUUCUUGAGGAAUUUAAGCAAGUUGGACUAACAAAGGAGGUUUUGUCAGCCCACACUCUGAAAGAGGAGCAGAACUACAUUGAUGGGCUCCACCAGAGGAUAUUGUCGUCUCCGUAUAGGUCCUAUCUCUAGCAAGGGAGCAGAAGCAACAGUGGAUUUUCCCAUGGUCAAAGUAGGCACCAGUUGUUCUGUGUGGUAAAUGAAUUAGUAAUUGAGUCUAGUUCUGCAUCUUGUGACCUAAUCAAUAUCUUACUAGUACUGCAAAUCCGAGCAGGAUGUUUUCUUCUAACUGCUGGGGCUUAA